AUGCAACUGAAACGCCACCACUCAUCCCUCAAUGACAUUAUUCCAGAUGAUAUCCUCGUUUCCAUAUUCCAUGCCAUCGUCAAUCGCGAGUUUGCAGAUCAGGCACAAGCGUCAGACUGGGAGCGCCAACGCCACCAGUUCCUGUGCACAAUGGACUUGAUCCAGAUCACCCACGUUUGCCGGCGCUGGCGCUACGUCUCCGUGAACGAUCCCAGACUAUGGUCUCACAUUCUUUGGAAGCGACCGAAGUGGUCCGCAGAGAUGCUACUUCGCUGCAAAGGAUUACCCAUUACCAUCGAUCAGACUAUCGACAAUCAUCCGUCAAUUGCAGAUAUGCGCGAGAUCUUGUCUCAUCUGCCUCGCACGAGGGCGCUUCGUCUCAGCGGGCGUCAGAAUGUCUGCAGAGCGUUUGACAAAGAGCUCUCACAGCCAGCGCCGAUGUUGCAAUCAGCGACACUCAUUGGCCUGGAGAAGGCCUACUAUUUUUGGGAUGAUGAAUCCUCAAUCGUCCCGUCUAACCUGUUCGCCGGGAAUGCACCGUACCUCCGUCGCCUCGUCAUCUCUAGGUACACGUUGUCGUGGAAAGCGCCCAUCAUAUCUGGCCUUAGGCAUCUGGAGGUGCGAAUGGACAACCCAUACCCCUAUCGCACGAUCAGCGACUACCGGGAUAGGAUGAUACCACUCACGUCGACCAAUGACAUUCUUGAUGCCUUAGAGCAGGCGCAUGAGCUGCAGACUCUCAUCCUCGCGUUCACCUUACCCUACAUCCCCGAUAACAAGCCACUCCGUUCCAUCGAUCGUAUCAUCCGCAUGCCUAGACUCUCUCAGCUCAUUCUGCAAGGGUACAUGCGCGACUGCGCAGAUUUCGCGGGUCAUCUCGCUAUUCAUCCCAACGCUCGGCUGCAAUAUCAUUGCCUGUACGCCGGAAACGGCGAAGACUCAUCUGAUCUCGCUUUGAGGCUAUUGCAGCCUUGUCACGCCAGCAUUACAUCGAAACCUAUGGAUGUGUUUUAUGCACAUCACGAGCUUCGAUUCUUUGACCUGAAAGCUGUAGAACGAAUGAGUCAGAGCCCUACAUUUGACUUGAUGCUCGAUCAAGGGCCUUUGCGGGGCCCCGAUUCUGAAACACGGAACGCGUGUUUAUUGGCUGCGCUACAGAUCUUGCGCAGCCAAUUCGUUCGACGUGCCGAGGAACACAUUCCUGCAAUCCAUGUCCCCCGUCCUCUCAAUUCUGUAAUUUUGAGUACAUACUCGACACCUGCGAUUGCUUAG
This is a messenger RNA of Heterobasidion irregulare TC 32-1, 1272 nucleotides long. RefSeq lists its product as uncharacterized. NCBI's taxonomy places the organism in Eukaryota, Fungi, Basidiomycota, Agaricomycetes, Russulales, Bondarzewiaceae. Gene Ontology annotation, molecular function: protein binding. Bases 1 to 1272 code for a protein of 423 amino acids. The record is from RefSeq and is a predicted model, not a curated record. The transcript has a single exon.